Laccaria bicolor S238N-H82 is the source of this 180-nucleotide messenger RNA. RefSeq lists its product as uncharacterized. The transcript has 3 exons. The record is from RefSeq and is a predicted model, not a curated record. Lineage: Eukaryota; Fungi; Basidiomycota; Agaricomycetes; Agaricales; Hydnangiaceae. The coding region runs from base 1 to 180 and encodes 59 amino acids.
AUGUUUUGCAUGAAUGCCUUGAGGUGCUCAGCUAUUAUGGUGGUAAGCUUGGAUCAUCAAGCCCUUUCAGUGGAGAGAUUCUCUCGGUGGUUACACAUGAUCUGUACCAUCCUCCUUGCUCGAAAUACUGUGGCAGACAGGACUAAGGCCAUGGGUACGUCAAACAAACCCUCAUCGUGA